AUUGGAAUCACUACGGUGACCAACCACCCCUCUAAAAUCCUGACCGCUAGAUACCUAAUGUAGCGUUUGGUGGCCAGCCCCUCCUACGACCCCUGUAAGGCUAAGACGAAAAAAUAUUUUUUAAUUGGAAGCCCAAAUGAGCAUCUAUCUAAUAACUUUUCACUCACCAACCACUGAACCUAUCGUAUCUUUUUUUUUCUUCUCUUUCCUCUUUCUUCUCCUUCCACUUUUCUCAUGUCAUGCAUGCACCAACUGAUUGAUUGAGUAAAUGAACGAUUGAUUAAUUAAUUGAUACCUCUGUUAUCAAGUCUGUUAUUUGAUUUGACUACGAUACCCUCAGGAAGCAAGCAUCGUUUGGUGGAAAAGAAGCUGUAUUUUCUCGGAUUCCCCUCAUUUACACCAAACAGCAACCUCGGGAAGAACAAAGAGCGUUGCGACUCGAACCUCCAUUCACCUUCCCCCUCCUUUUUGACUUGACCAGGAUACAUAACGACAAUUCGCCAUCAUGGGUAACGUUCUGUCCGCAUUCUCCGGUGCCGCUGCCCUCGCCAAGGAAGAGCGAGAGGCCAUAGAAAAGAAGCUUGCUGAGCGCGAUGAAAAUAUCACCAGUCUCGAAAAAGAUUUGGCCGAUAAGGAAGAGGAGCUUUCCGACGCCAAGAAAGAGCUUACCAAGACAUCUGAGGAAGUCGACACCUUGCGCAAGAAGGUCGACGAGCUGGAAACGAAGUCUACAACAUCAAAGCAAGAAGACCAGGAAGAACUUGAAAAGCUCCAGAAUGAGCUAAAGGAAGCAACGGAUGGUUCUACCGAGAAGCUUCGUGCUCUCGAGGAGGCCGCCUCCGCCAGAGACCAAGAGCUCGAGCAGGCACGUGGUCAGCUGGCUCAGCUAGAGGAGAAGCUUAGUGCCCUGCAACAGGCUAGCGAUUCCCUCAAUCAGGAACUAACAGCUACGAAGAAAGAGCUCACCGACGCUCUUGAGCAACGAAAUUCCCUGGAGACAUCGCUGGCCUCCGUCAAAGAACAAUUGCUUGAGGUGGGCAAGAAACACGAUACUCUACGAAUCGACUAUAGCAAACUCGCCGAGGAACUUGCUGCUGUAAAGUCGCGUCGGGAUGAGCAAGAUGACGCCCUGACGAAGUCGACGAACGACUAUAAGACCCUCGAACAACAGCAUGAAGAACUGAAGAAGGCUUCCGACGAGGGACUUUCUUCGACGAAGCAAAGCUUAGUUGACGCGCAGCAGAAGUACGAGGAGUUACAACAAGCACACAACCAAUCAAUAACCGAGUCCGACGAGAAAAUUGCAGCGGCAGAGAAGGAAGUUGCUGAGUGGAAGAAGAAGCUCGAAGCGCUACAAGCGGAGCAUGAUGACCUCACCAAGGAAGUAGCUGCUGCCAAGAAGAACGCUGCUGAUGGUGAAGACCAGAGGAAGGCUCUGGUGCAAGCCCACGAAGCCGAGCUGGAACGGUUCCGCGCUGAUGUUGAAAGAUUACAACAGAAUGUGGCCGCUUUGGAAGAGGACCAGAGCAAGCUGAAGGCUGCUCAUGCGGCUGAGCUUGAGAGCGCUAAGCAAGAGGUAGCACAACUGCAAGAGAAGGUGAAGUCUGCUGAGGAUGAGCGCGAAACGCUACAGAAACAACAUACCACACAAACGGCGGAGCUCUUGAAGGCGAAGCAGGAGGUGGUAGAUUUGCAAGAGAAAGUGGAGUCUGUUCAGGAGGAACGCCAGAAGCUGCAGAAACAACAUGAGGAACAGAUAGCUGCUCUCGAGACGGCGAAGCGAGAAGCGACCGAGUUGCAGGCUAAGUUGAAGUCGACCCAAGACGAACAAGAGAAACUGCAGGCGCAACAUGACGAACAAGCAAGCCAGAUUUCCAGCCUUCAAAGCCAGGCCGAGGCAGCCAAGGCCAAGGCAACAAAAGCCGAAGAAGAGGUAGAGGUAGCGCAAACUGAGAAGACAGCACUUCAAACAAAGGUUGGCGAGCUAGAGUCCGGAAAAGAGAAAGAUCAGCAAGCUCAAGCUGAUCUGAAUGCGAAACUUGAAGAGGCUGAGAGUGCGGUUGCUCGCUUAGAGGCCGAGAAGAAGGAGGCUGUAGAGAAAGCCGAGUCCUUUGAAAAAGAAGUUAAGCAACUAAAGGAGGAGGCUUCGGCGUCAAAAGCGAAUGGCACGGCUGAGAGCACGGCUACGGAAGAGGCUGCUGCCGCAGCUUAGUCCUUGUUAUUGGCACGCUGAUGCGAAUUUUAUGUGGUGAUGCAAUGCCUCGGAUGCGGACGACACUGUUGAUAAUGCCUGUUACGACGAAGGAUCCCUAAUGUUAAUACUACUCAGAAUGUUCUGUAACGUUACGCCACAAUCGUCCUACGGAAGCAGGGCGACUGCUGGGUCUGGCUAUGGAUGAGAGAGGAGGGUACGUGCUUCA
Messenger RNA from Hypoxylon trugodes, 2420 nucleotides. RefSeq lists its product as uncharacterized. The record is from RefSeq and is a predicted model, not a curated record. The transcript has 2 exons. Lineage: Eukaryota; Fungi; Ascomycota; Sordariomycetes; Xylariales; Hypoxylaceae. The coding region runs from base 506 to 2212 and encodes 568 amino acids.